Molecule: messenger RNA, 1404 nt
Organism: Zonotrichia leucophrys gambelii
Lineage: Eukaryota; Metazoa; Chordata; Aves; Passeriformes; Passerellidae
Gene: U2AF1
Product: U2 small nuclear RNA auxiliary factor 1
Exons: 9
Coding region: 450-1286 (278 amino acids)
Biological process (GO): mRNA splicing, via spliceosome
Cellular component (GO): U2AF complex; spliceosomal complex
Molecular function (GO): pre-mRNA 3'-splice site binding; metal ion binding
Source: RefSeq, a predicted model, not a curated record
GGCGGCGGCGCCGGGGCGGUCCGGCGGGCGGGCGGGCGGGCGGUGGGAGAUGGCGGAGUACCUGGCCUCCAUCUUCGGCACCGAGAAGGACAAGGUGCGGAGGAUUUCCCCGACUGCUGCAUCCUGAUCCUACAGGCUUCUGCCUGCAGCCUUCCACGCGUCCGGGAACGCCUCUAGUUUCUCUGGUUGUUGGAAGCACACACACAAAACCCUCCUAACGAAAAUUUGGUCACCAUCGGCCUGACCAAACCGGCGUGUUUUUCCACUCGUAAAAAUGAAAAGGGGGCAUCGAUGUGCUGCUGGACUAAAUUACUCUUGUCAGCCCCUGGCCGUGGGGCUUCUGCUCUGCUCUGUAGCGCUGCCAUUCCAGGAAAGCAGUGUCGGCAGCCUCUCUUUUGAGCUCUGUUACUGUAGCAUCCUUUCACACAAAGGAGAUACAUAGGAAUUUAAUGCAUUACAGUUUCAGAGUUUUAAUCAGGCAUGAAAUUCCUGUGCAGCUCUUUUUUUCUGUUAAAAAAGGCAAACGGAACCUUCCAGAAGGUGCUGAAGUUGGAGGCACUAUUGGAAAUUUUGUAGUUAGGUAUUUCUUUUUGUUUCAGGUUAGAGUUCAGAAAAGACAAGUCAACUGCUCAUUUUAUUUCAAAAUUGGAGCUUGUCGCCAUGGAGACAGAUGUUCUCGGUUGCACAACAAACCAACAUUUAGCCAGACCAUUGCCCUCUUGAACAUUUACCGUAACCCUCAAAACUCUUCCCAGUCUGCUGACGGUUUGCGCUGUGCUGUGAGCGAUGUUGAGAUGCAGGAACAUUAUGAUGAGUUCUUUGAGGAGGUCUUCACAGAAAUGGAGGAGAAAUACGGCGAAGUGGAGGAGAUGAACGUGUGUGAUAACCUUGGAGAUCACCUAGUUGGAAAUGUAUACGUAAAGUUCCGCCGUGAGGAAGAUGCCGAGAAGGCCGUGAUCGACCUGAACAAUCGCUGGUUCAACGGGCAGCCCAUCCAUGCCGAGCUCUCCCCUGUGACUGACUUCAGAGAGGCCUGCUGCCGUCAGUAUGAGAUGGGAGAGUGUACACGAGGAGGUUUCUGCAACUUUAUGCAUUUGAAGCCCAUUUCUCGAGAGUUAAGGCGCGAGUUGUAUGGGCGGCGUCGUAAAAAGCAUCGAUCCAGGUCGAGGUCCCGUGAGCGCCGGUCCCGAUCCAGAGAUCGCGGCCGUGGCGGCGGCGGAGGAGGCGGCGGCCGCGAGCGCGACAGGAGGCGGUCAAGGGAUCGCGAACGGUCCGGUCGAUUCUGAGCCAUGCCAUUUUUACUGUAUGUCUGCUAGAAAGUGUUGUAGUUUGACCAAACAAGUUCAUAAUGACAUUUUUUUUAAAAGAUGGGCUUCUGAAUAAAAAAUUUGUAGUGAUACAGUA